CGCCACCGUCACUUCUCGUCGUCUUCUUGGUUCCCGCUCACUUCUCGUGUUCUAAUUGGCUCCGGGUGAUGCGAUGAUCCGAGCACGCGCUGCUUCAUACGUAGUGGUAGUAGUAGUAUCCAGGGUGCUCUGCUUGCUCUGCUCUGCCUGUGUUCAUGGUUUAGAUCAGCUGCUUUGGCUGCUCCAGCGCUGGGGGUGUUCUGUUUCCAAUUUCCAUCGCUGUUCUUGGCCCCUUUUGGACAUGAUUGCCUCUCCUAACAAAGGUCCUGCCGCCAUUUCGAUACCCACCUUCUAGCCUUUCAAACGAAUCGCCGUGGAUCUGGUAAACUCGGUCUGUUCGAGGGAUGCAGCAAAUCUGUCUCUGUCAACGCCAAAAUGUUUGCUGUUCUGUCCUCUCCUCUGUCCGUCUCUCUCUCGCAAGGAAACCAAAUCUCUGUUGCCAACUACCAUUCGGUACAUUGCGGGUCAUACUUGCGCGUCCUGCUAAUAGGAUCACGUUUUUCAUGUAUGGACUCGCAUCCUAUUUGAAAAGGUCGUAUUGAAUCGUGUGUGCUUUUGUUUAUGCACUAUUUUUAAUUUAUGAAAUGUAAUCGACUCAAACAGUAUAUACUUACUAGAGUAGAGGAAAAGCUUCAGGAUGUUGCUUCAUUCUUACACAAAAAUGAUCGGAUCAGCUCGGCCGUAUGUUGAGUGCGCCAAACAAAAAGCUCAAAGGCUAACGGGCACCUUGUUUUGCAGGCACCGUGUGCUAACUGCUAAGCUUAACUAGAUACAAAUCCAUUGAAAUGUGACGUGUGUGGGUUAUAACUUUCUAUGCAUCGGUUUUGGUAUCUCGAGUGCACUAAACUAUCUGCCCUUUGGUAAUUAAUUAACUAGCGGUGUAAGCCAUCAAACUUUACUGAAUCCGUGUGCUUCGCCUGUUGAUCUAUCAUAACCUGAUUCCAUCAUAAAGUCAAAAUGAUAGUCGAUCACAGCUAUAUGUACAUGCUUAGCCUUGUUGUUCUGUUACGUACUGUGUUUUUAUUCCUUUUUUUAAUAAAUUCCAGUAGGGGUGUAAGCUCCUCCUCUUAAAAAAAGAGAGAGGAUGCACAAAACUACACAAGGAGGAUAAAACAAGGAAAAUCUAAUAUAUUGACAGUUAAAUCUAUGCCUAUCUUAUUUUUAUGAAAAGUUCCUCCAACUUGCUGGCCAAAUCAUUGAUGGUUUCCCGAUCCUGUUACGCUUUUGUUUUUGUGCACUGUGAGUCUGUGACUAUGUCAGGAUUUCGGGUAUGGAGUUUGUACGAUUCAAGAAAACAAAAUCAUCAUAGUUAGUUGUUGGGCAAAUUAUUCCUGUUUCGGGAUCUUAUCUCAAGAUGGAAAUCAUUAUCUUUGCUUUUUGUUAUUGUCUGGUCUGAUCGGUAGAUAUGCUUAAAAACGAGCCUUUUUGUUGCUUUUAUCUCCGUUGAUUGAAUAUCUAGUGUUCCAAACUCGAGUUAGCUCGUAAUUGGUUUUAAACCUAUAAAGUAGUUAAGUAUCCUAUCGUGUCGUUGUUUGUCAAUUAUUCCUAUAGAAGAAUAAUUGCUUAACUAAUGACUAGGAUCAGAUUGAAGAUUAGAAUACAGAUGCAUGGUCUAUCUUUUCCCCUCCUACCGGUUGUUUGUGUGGUCAACGCUGCUCCAUUAGUCUUCCUUGCUCCCGUACGAAAGCAAGGAGUUAAUCCUGUCGCUGUCCAAUUGCCCAACAUCGUUCUCCGAAAUCAAAUCACGACGACAUGUUUAGCUGAUCGGAUCAAGGGUGCCGCCACCAAGAGCUGACGAGAGGACAGGGAGAGACGGAGUGCCAAGAGACGGACCAGCCCUCCUCUGUGCUCCCUGGAAGUGCAUGAACUAGUCAUGGAUCAGACGCGCACGGGCGGUGCCGGUGAGCAGCCCAGGGGGGCUCCCGGCGAGGAACCGGCGAAGAGGGUCAUCGGCGCAGACGCGCCCGCGGCGGCGGCGGGGGAGUCUGGCUUUGACUGCUUCGACUGCAACAUCUGCCUCGAGUGCGCCACGGAGCCGGUGGUCACGCUCUGCGGCCACCUCUACUGCUGGCCCUGCAUCUACGAGUGGCUACGCCCCGACGCCGAAGCCGACGCCAUGAGCUCGGCGAGGCGGCAGUGCCCCGUGUGCAAGGCCGCCGUGUCCCCGGACGCGCUCGGGCCGCUCUACGGCCGCGGCGGGAGCUCCAGCAGCGCCAAGAAGCCGCCUCCGCGCGGCCUGGCCAGCAUCCCGUGCCGGCCGGCCCUGCGACAGAGCGCGCAAGACGGCGGCGGCCACCACCACCAUCGGCACGCCGAGACCGACGCGCCAGCCCGGACGCCGCGGCACCCCGCCGACGCCCACGCCCACGCCGCGCAGUUCGACGCCCUCCUGCCCACGCCGUUCGGGGGCCGCGGCAUGAUGCGCUCGACGGCCGGAGGGAUGCUCGGGGGCAUGGCGGUGGCCGUCCUCCCGAUGGUGCUCCGUGGGCAGGCGCAGCCGCCGGCCAUGCACUACUCGGGCACUUAUCAUCUGAUGAGCCCGAGGCAGAGACGGUGGCAUAUGGAGGUAGAGAGGUCCCUGCAUCAGAUAUGGUUCUUCCUCUUCGUGUUCGUGGCGCUGUGCUUGCUCUUGUUCUGAUUUCUCUGAAGCAGCGGCAGUGACGUAUGUGGGUAGGGUCGUGUGUAAAUGUAAUAUACGGAGUAGAGCUUUGGUGAUUGCAUGACGGCGUCCAAGAUGUCACAUUGAAAACCAGCUUCUGAAUUCUGAUCCUGGAAAGAAGAAAUCGGUUUCGAAACUGCGAAGGACCGUUGCGGUAUAUCAGAAAGAAUUGUCCACAUAUAUUGGCAAACAGUAACACAUAAGCUACUGGUAACAUAGAGCGUCAAAAGAA
This is a messenger RNA of Sorghum bicolor (sorghum), 2891 nucleotides long. Its product is annotated as E3 ubiquitin-protein ligase RMA1H1. Gene Ontology annotation, biological process: ubiquitin-dependent protein catabolic process. Bases 1874 to 2638 code for a protein of 254 amino acids. NCBI's taxonomy places the organism in Eukaryota, Viridiplantae, Streptophyta, Magnoliopsida, Poales, Poaceae. The transcript has 2 exons. The record is from RefSeq and is a predicted model, not a curated record. Gene Ontology annotation, molecular function: ubiquitin-like protein conjugating enzyme binding; ubiquitin protein ligase activity; metal ion binding. Gene Ontology annotation, cellular component: endoplasmic reticulum.